AAACAGAAGGUGUAAUAAAAAAAGAAAGAAGUAAAUAAGCAAUCAAAGAAGAAGGAAAAGAAAGAAAAACAAGAGUGAUGGUAUUAUUGAUGAUAUUGAAAAAUGUAUGACGUAUUACAUUCAAGGUGGCAGUGCUGUUGCUGAUUUAAAAAAUCAUUCAGACAGUAAAAGGAAAUUUCAAUGGAGAUAAAUGAUAAAUUGCCGCCAUCAAGCCAUCAUUUCAAAUAUGCGUCAUUACAAAGGCCUUCGCGACAAGGCAGCUAAACUUUACUAUAGAUGAAAUGAGUAAUAAUACAUAACCAAACACACAAACCUACAAACCAACCAAACAAACAAAAAAACAAUCAACCACUAACAAAUCAAUCUAAACUCUUUGCAAUAAACUGUUCUAAGUGCUAAAAAAAACAAACAAACGACGACGACGUCGACGAAAACAACAAAUAUCAUCUCUUCCACAUCCAAACCACUCCAACUGAAAAAUAGGUGAAUUUUAUGGCUUGGCUAACAAUUCACCAGUGUCAACAAAUCAAAUAUAUAGAGUGCCAUCUAUUAACAUAUGCAUGUGUUUAAAAUCAGUCUCCCCCCGAUGUCUGCAGAACUAUCUUCCUUAUAACUAUAAGUCUGCCCUUGUGUGUGAGAGAGAGUGAGUGAUUGCUUGUGUGCGUGCUAAAGAGUGUAUGCCUGCGUGCGUACAUGUACGAGAGAAACGUCAUUUAUAUAAAAAUAUUAAACUGUGAGAGUUGAAGAUUCCAGCCAUUUAUCGUAGAAGUGAUUAUAAAUUUCAAUGCACGCAAACGUGACAUCUGAUAAAGGAGGAGGUGGUGGAUCAUGGCGUCUGCCUCCAGACGAAACAUUACAAGUACAAGAUUCAAAAAUCAAAGAUCCAGACUUAGACCUCGAUGAGGGUCAUAAUUGGCGAUCCAUAGUAUUUUCGCUAUUAGUGAUAAGUUUUGUUAUAGCUGGUAUUAUAACGGCCAUUUAUUUAUUAGGUUACGUAGAUGAAUUACUUUAUUGGUCGGGACGACGCAUGAUACUGGAUGAGUAUUUGCAGGGAGAUCUAACGCCUUCCCGGUUGCAGCCCUCUUGGGUUACGACCAAAAAGUAUGUUUUUCAAUCUGACGAUGGUGCUCUCUCCGUUUUAGAUACUGCCACUAAUACGGUUAGUACUUUGGCCACUAAUCACACUCUAAGACAACUUAAUGUACAGGGCUAUCAAUGCUCCUAUGAUCUGCGAUAUGUUCUUUUCAGACAUAAUGUUAAAAAGAUUUUUAAAAAAUCAUUUACUGCAUUUUAUACCAUCUACGAUGUCGAAAAUGAUCAUCAUAUGCCUGUGAAAUUAAAAGACUCGCCCAAGGUACAGAGAACCCGGCUGCAAUAUGCCUCCUGGUUGGGCAACACCACCUCUCUGGUAAUCGUAGCUGAUAAUGAUAUUUACCUAAGACAAUCACCAGCCGAUGAAGAAGAUUUACGUAUAACAAAUUCUGGCUAUCAAAAUUUGAUUUAUAAUGGUGUACCCGACUGGCUGUACCAAGAGGAAAUAUUCGACGAACCAGAAGCCAUUUGGUCGUCUGCAGAUGGUACUCACUUUAUGUAUGCCUCCUUCAAUGAUAGCAAUGUCGGCAUGAUGACGUAUCCUUGGCUGGCAUCUGGUGCUGUUUUGACCGGCUCUGGAAUGUCAGCUGGCAGUUCAUUUCCUGAAACUAAAAAUGUACGUUACCCAACACCGGGUACAACAAAUCCAGAAGUGCAAUUAUGGAUAGUUGAUAUAACAAAUGCCUCAAAAAUUUAUCAUAUCCUCCUAAAACCACCACCUUCGCUAGAUGGACAGGAUUAUUAUCUGACGUCAGCCGGAUGGGUAACAGAUGGUAAUCGUCAAGUAUCGGUUGUUUAUAUGAUGAGAUCGCAAAACUAUAGCAUAAUCGCAACAUGUUUUGCCGAUAUGAAUUGGGAAUGUUCGGAGAUCCAUUCUGAAAGGGCACCCGAAGACGAAUGGCUUGAUAUACUGCCACAUCCGGUAUUUUCUCCAGAUGGAAAUAGUUUUUUAAUAUUAGCUAGUGUACAAGAAUCCGGUACGGAACAUUUUACCCAUAUAAAACAUGUAACCAUAUCACAACAAAGAAUAUCUGUUAUUUCUCAUGGUAGAUAUGAGGUAUUGAAAAUUCUUUGCUGGGAUACUGCAAAUCAUUUAGUUUAUUAUUUGGGUACUAAAGAUAAGAAACCUGGGCAGAGGCAUCUUUAUACUGUAAGAGAUCCCGUUAAUGAUGAUAAUAGGAAUUUCUUUAUUUUUAGAACUGAACCAACUUGCAUAACAUGCGAUUUGGGCGAAGCUCUUUGGAGCAGCCGUUAUUAUUAUCUUAAUUGUUCUCAUUUUGAUGCCUUCAUAAUGCCAACGUCUUCCAUUGCCACACCACAUGGAAUAUCCUUUUAUAUACUGGAGUGCCAGGGUCCCGGAUUGCCCGUAUCGGGUGUUCAUUUACAUAAAACACACAGUCUAGAGAGAAUACUUUAUGAUAAACGUCCAUUUUAUAUCGAACGAUUGCAAAAGUUGGCCUUGCCCACACAAAGAUCGUUCGAAAUACCGUUGCCUCAUGGCAGCCGAGCUCAAGUGCAAUUAUUGCUGCCGCCCAGUUGGCGAGAAGAAUUGAGAGAUGCAGCAUUUCCCGUUAUAGUAGAAGUCAAUGGCCGUCCUGGUUCUGAAUCGGUGUCAGAGAAAUUUCGUAUAGACUGGGGCACUUAUAUGUCAUCACGUAAUGAUGUCAUUUAUAUACGUCUAGAUGUAAGAGGAGCUAAGGGCCAGAGUAAAAGAUCUCUAUAUAGACACCUGGGUGGUGUAGAAGUUCAGGAUCAAAUUUCUGUGUUACGUUAUCUGCUGGAUACCAUAAGUUUUUUAGAUGAAACUCGUGUUGGUAUUUGGGGCUGGGGUUAUGGUGGCUAUGUCACCUCUAUGGUGCUGGGCACCCAACAAGAUGUUUUCAAAUGUGGUAUUGCUGUUUCACCUAUAGCCGAUUGGCUUUAUUACAAUUCAGCAUUUACAGAGCGUAUUAUGGGUCUUCCAGCUGAAAAUUACAAGGGUUAUGUUGAAGCAGAUGCAACUCAAAGAGCACGUCUGAUCAAAUCACAUGCAUUUUUUCUAAUACACGGCUUAGCCGAUUCUACAGCACCUUAUAUACAUGGUGUACAAUUAGCAAAAUCUUUAACGGACGCCAAUGUCCUGUACAGAUAUCAGACUUAUGCCGAUGAAGGCCAUGAACUUAAUGGUGUUUUAGAACAUGUCUAUUCUUCCAUGGAACAUUAUUUUUCGGAAUGCUUAAGUUUAGAUCCAGAUGAUACAAAGCCAAAUUUGGAUCAAACUAUAGUACCAGCCGAAUAAAGUAUUCUACAUACAUAUAAAAACUAAAUUAAAUAUAAAUAUUUAAAUCAAACUUUAAGCCUUGUUAAUAUAUUUAUUUUAUUUAUUUAAUUUUAUUUCUGUUGUUUAAUAACUAUUUAAGUUUUACAUUUAAAUGAAAAAAAGGAAAUUAAUUAAGUAACCUACUCACAACUGCAACUAACUUAAUUAACAAAAAAAUAAAAAAAUUAGGUAAAAUUAAUAAAAAAUCUAGACUAUUGCUCAAAUUAAAUUAAAAUAAUUAAAAAAUCUAGUACUAUUUCAGACAUAACUAAUGCAAUAAUUAAAAAAAAGAAACAAAACAUAAAUUCAUAAAAUUUGUAUUAUAACAUAGAAAUGAUCAUAAUCAAAUAAUCAAAGUAAAGUUAUUGAAAACAUAUUCAUUCACUCAUUAUCAUAUUAAAAAACAAAAUAAAAAAAAAAUCCAAAAAUUCACUCAUCAUAAUCAGGAGAACAUUAAACCAAUCAAUCAGUCAAUCAAAAUGAUGCAAUAUUAAUUUUUAAAAUUUACUGUUUAAAACAAAAAGCUAAUAUUAAUUAUAAAAUCUACAUUUACAUCUGUAUGUAUUUUAAUUUAGUUUUAACUAGAAUUUAAAGAGCAUGCACUCAAUUAUUUAAAUUUUUUUAUAAAAAUGUUUAUGAGUUUAAGUCCACAGUUGUCCGAAGUUUCCUUAAAGCAGUCAACAAGUAUUUUUCUAUAAUAAGUCCUCAUAAUUCAAAAAUUCUAAAAUCUUUAAACAUGUUUAAUGAUCGAUUCCCGUAGUCCAUAUGGCCCAGGACUUAUUAUCUUCCAAAACCACUAUUGGUCAAGUACGAUCACAGAGUCCUGAGUGUACUUUCUAAAUUUUUUAGUCUCAAAUCUCAAAGUUUCUCUUUAUUGACAUUAUUUAGGAAAAAGCAAUCAAUCCGUCUAGAUAACUUUAUGAGUAUCUGUCUACAGUUAUUCCAAGUUUCCAUCCAGCAGUCGAGAAUUGCUACAAGGCUUGAUCCAUAACAAACUUUAUAAAUUUAAGACAAAACUGUAAUUAGUUAUUGAUUUGUCCCCAAUUUGUUUAGGACUCUAUAAAUUAUCUUCCAAAAUCAGUAUCUGAUAAGAUGGACUUCGAUUUCUUAUUUGUUAAAGACUAUGUAGCUCAACGAAAUUUUAAACCAAAAUAUACUUUCUAAAGGUUUGAGCUACGCUUAAUCGGAAUCUCAAAAUUUCUCCAUUACAUUACAUAUUCAAGAUAUCGUAUCUUAAAGUCUCCAAAAAUACAUUUUCUUCAAGAUUCGAACGCGUCAUGAAAACUAUAAUUUAUCAAUUAUUGAUCAAUCUCAAUAUUACUAUUCGGCAAUUUCGAUUUCGUACUUUUUUAAGACUAUACAGGUUAACCAAUUUUUAAUCCGAAUCUCAGUUUAAAGAAGCCACGCUUUUUGCUGAAUUCGAGACAACUUUAUUCAUAAAAUCCAAGGUUAUCAACGCUUAAAUAUCGUUUAAAAUUUAAUACCGUUAUUGAUACCGAUCGCUAUUGAAAGUGCCGGAUUACACAUCCCCAGCAAAAAACAAAAGUUUCCCUGUGUAAACCGCCAGAAAUUGGUAUUUAUAUUGCACCGGUAUUAUACGGUAUUUAAAACCGGUAUUUAUACCGAUAAACUUAUUUCGGUAUAGGUAUUCAAUUUUAAACGGUAUUUAAGCGGUGUCGAUAUAUCGAUAUGGGUUAAAAUUAAAGAACAGAAAACGAUACCAAAAUAAUGAAAUAUUUAAUACCGAUACUGUUAUUUGUUUUGGGUUGCCAUCCUUAAUCUAUUACGUCAUCUGAAAGUCAAAUCAUUAAACUAUAAAGUAAAGGUUAAACCCCAGUUACAUAUUAUUCUUUUUCAAGAUAUUUUGAGAACUGAUAAAUCAGUUAAAAAUGUAUGCCUCUUGGUCUCUGAGUUUAAAAUUUUCAUAAAUGUAUGUUGACCUGUUUAUUUACUACCUUACUUUCUGAGUUGUAUUACUGUUCCGUUAUUGUUUUUUACAAAUAUUUAAUUUUUUCUUUGUUUAGGACCGAUAUUUGAAGUGAACUAAUUCAUAAGAUAUGAUAAUAGUUUUAAAAGACAACUUAUUUUGCAAAUUCAUAAUUUUAUAUAUGCAAGUGUAUGUUCUUUAAAUUCAUAAAAAAUCUAAAAAAAAAAAAACAGAAUUAUAAAACAUAAAAAAAUUAUAAAAAAGAAAAUAAUCUUAACUAUUUAAGUCCACUAGCAUUAAGAAUUUACUUUUAUUAUUAAUUAAUUCUAUACAACGCUAAAUAAGACAACACAAGGAAUGAAACAUAAACGAUGAUAUUCUUACAACAAAUACAACGCGAUUUUUAAACGAUUUUUACUUUACGCCGCUAUAUACAUUUACACAUACUUAUAACAUACAUACAUACAUAGAUUAUAUAAAAAUAAUUUAACUGCAAAUAUUAUACAGAUAUAACCGAUAAUACUUAAACCUGCGAAAAUUAAAAAAAAUAUUCUGCAAACGCCGUUUAAGAGUACUCCUCAAAAGACUAUACGACUGGUUCAAAACUAAUCUAAAUAUAUGAACAAACCUAUUGAGGACCACAUAAUCCAUCUAUGUAUUAGAUCAGAGUAAUCCCAAAACUUACUAAACCUUACUAAAAAUAUAGGAGUACGUGAUCCUUAACAUGAUUCUAUGCAAUGCAGGCUAUUGACUAUGUAUAUACAAACAUGAUCCAUGUUAACAUUACAUUAGACCACUUAACGGAUUAUGUACUCUUAUCAUGUUUCAGGGGUGUAAUUUUGGUAUUACUUUAAUGGAUCAUGUACUCUAUUAAUUUUGGCAGGGAACUACUCAAUUAUAAGAAUAUUCUGUUUACCAUUAUUUAAAUAUCAAAAAUGAAAAGAACUGGUUUCUUGGGACAAGAGGAAUCAGUUUAACAAAAUUUUAUAUAUAAUAUAAUUUGCAUUACAGUCAUUAC
Molecule: messenger RNA, 6336 nt
Organism: Lucilia cuprina (Australian sheep blowfly)
Lineage: Eukaryota; Metazoa; Arthropoda; Insecta; Diptera; Calliphoridae
Product: prolyl endopeptidase FAP
Exons: 12
Coding region: 785-3370 (861 amino acids)
Biological process (GO): proteolysis
Molecular function (GO): dipeptidyl-peptidase activity; serine-type peptidase activity
Source: RefSeq, a predicted model, not a curated record